AGUACUUAGAGGGGAGACGCAUCAUUUGUGCAGUGGUGGAAGCAACAUCUCCUGGUAGCUGUCAGAGCGCACAGCAGGCAGCGUUUCAAUUUGUUCUCUCUGCUCGUUGUUGUGUGACGGAGGCGAUGUGGAUUUACAGGCUCGUUGUUGGACUCGCAGUCAUUUAUUGCUGCGAAGGCAGACGAAAUGCACUCCAGGACUACCAGAAAUCCGAUGGCAUCCAACUGGUUGUUGUGUCUCCCGAUUCCUCCCUCCUCACCAAAAGCAGGAAACUGAGCGUAACCAAAUGUGCAAAAACGUGCAGCCGCGGGAAAAGACUCCCAUUCACCUGCAGAGCUUUCCUCUAUGAUCAUAGGAGCAGGAAAUGCCAGUGGCUUUCAUUUGACAGAAAUUCGCCAGGAGCCCAAAUCCAUCAAAACGUCUACUAUGACCUCUAUCAAAAGAAAGACUACGUAAGGGAAUGCAUUGUGGGCACGGGUGAAAACUACAGGGGUUGGAGGUCAGUGACAGUCAGUGGAAUCCUGUGCCAGGCCUGGGCCUCCCCGAUACCUCAUGAGCACAAAUUCAUGUCCAAGAGAUACAAGAAGAAGGACCUAAGAGGAAAUUAUUGUCGCAACCCAGAUAACUCCACCAUUGGUCCAUGGUGCUUCACCACCGACCCAAGACCACACCUCAGACACCAGGAGUGUGGCAUACCACAGUGUUCACAAGUUGAGUGUAUUAUCUGUAAUGGGGAAGACUAUCGAGGACCAAUGGACCAUACAGAAAGUGGGAAAGAAUGUCAACGAUGGGACCUGGAUGAACCUCACAGGCAUACGUACCACCCCAAGAGGUACCCUGACAAAGGCCUACAUGAUAACUACUGCCGGAAUCCCGAUGGACGUCACAGACCCUGGUGCUUUACCACAGAUCCAAACACACCCUGGGAGUACUGCAAGAUCAAAGUCUGUGAAACACCUCCUAAAAGUCCUGGGAUGGAGACAACCGAAUGUUAUGAGGGCAGAGGAGAGGGUUACAGAGGCACAGUAGACAUGACGCCCAGCGGACUCGCCUGCCAACGCUGGGAUUCUCAGUAUCCUCAUAACCACACAUUUUCACCUGAAGCCUACCUUUGCAAGGACCUGAGAGAGAACUAUUGUAGGAAUCCAGAUGGUCAAGAAUUCCCCUGGUGCUUCACUACAGACCCAAGAGUACGCACAAUGUUCUGCACCCACAUCCCUCAGUGCAGCGCCCAGAACAGCCCUGUCAGUGAUUGCUUCCUGGGUUUUGGAGAGAAUUACCAAGGAGAGCGUUCAAUGACUAGAUCAAACCUGCCUUGUGCUCCCUGGCAAAACCACAGCAACAGUGGAGAGCGGGGUAUUCAGAUGGCUGGUCUAGAGGGAAACUUCUGCAGAAAUCCUGAUAAGGACAGACAUGGUCCCUGGUGUUUCACCAACAAUUCUGCCAUUAGCUGGGACUACUGCAAUGUCAAAUCUUGCGAUGCUUUGCAAAAUAACAUUCCAGGAGUCUUUGGAGUUGAGCCAAACCCUGUGAGCUGUUUUGUCCAUAAAAGAAUCAGGAUUGUGGGAGGUACUCCAGUUGGCAUAUCAGACGGCAGCUGGAUGGUCAGCAUACAGAAAGGAUCAGUGCACUGGUGCGGUGGUUCACUUGUACGAGAGAAGUGGGUACUUACUGACAGACAAUGCUUCUCCUCCUGCGUUCCAGACCUCAGUGAGUAUAGGGUGUGGCUGGGAGUCUCUGAUCUUCGGGAAGGAUCUCCUGACAGAUCUAAGAGACAAGAAGUCAGGAUAGCUCAAGUGAUAUGUGGCCCCGAUGGAUCUAGCUUAGCCCUCUUGAAGCUCUCAAAGCCUGCCCGUCUUGCAGACAAUGUCCACGCAAUUCAGCUACCUGUGGCUGGAUGCUCCAUUCCAGAGGGAACAAUGUGUAAAAUGUAUGGAUGGGGAGAGACAAAAGGCACUGGUCAUGAUGACAUCUUAAAGGCAGUUGACUUGCCCAUGGUGGGAAGUUAUAGGUGCAGAGAAAUGCAUAGAGGGAACUUCCAUAUCACCAACACCAAGAUCUGUGCAGGAGGGAAAAGGAACGAAGGAGUGUGUGAGAGGGAUUAUGGGGGUCCCCUUGUGUGCCAGGAUGGUGAUCUCAAAGUUAUUGUUGGCAUCAGUGUCCAUGGUAGAGGCUGUGCGCGAGCCAACCAGCCUGGUAUCUUCAUUAAUGUGCCCUUCUACACACAGUGGAUUUACAAGGUCUUUCGAUACUACCCGGACUCUGAGAUCGCUUAGAAACUGAAGUAAACUGAAAUAGAAGAAAUCACUACCAGGGGACUAAAUCAAAAGCAGAGCCUCUCUGCAUUAACUCCAGUGGUUUCUGAGGCUUGGAUACCUGUGGGGUCUGCAGCUGAACAUGAAAGUCUGAGGACACACUUACAGUGUGAUGUUAGAUUUUAAAUCACUAGCAAAUAUGCAGUAGUCACUGAUGGUUGAUUACAAAGAUGAAGACAUGCAAUAUCAUGUAAUCCCUUGAACCAUCUAGUAAGAGAAUAGGUCUUGUAAAAGCUGGUUGUUUCAUAAGGGGAAAAAGAUGCCUUUAAAUCAGUUAGAAUUAGAAUGGAAAAAUAACACAAAAAGGGCUGUGAAAUUCAAUUUGCCCCUUUAUCUUCCCUGUUUCAAUUAUUCAAAGAAAACUUAUUAUCUAAAAAAGGCAACACAGGUACAUAAAAAAAAUGUCUUUAUUAAAAGAGGGGAAAAAGUAUCCAGACAAAUCUGGCCCUUUGUGGAAAAGUUAUUGUCCCCCUCGUUAAAUCAUGAAUUUUUUGGAACGAAGAGUUCAGUUUCACUAGCCACACCCAGGCCUGAUUAUUGCCAGACCUGAUCAAGAAAUCAUUUAAACAGAACCUGUCUGACAACCCAAAGUGGACUAAAAUAUUUCAAAAGGCAACAUGUCAUUCCCUAACCUAAAGCAAUCAGGAACAGAUGAAAAAUGAAGACAUUGACAUAUAUCAGUUAAUGAUGGAAAGGGUCACGCCAUUCCUAAGAAGAGAGUCAUAAUUUACAACUGCAGAGGCAUUGUAUUAUGCUGAACCUUCCUAGCAGUGGCCAGCCUUCCAAAAUUACUACAAGUGCAUAUCCAGGAGAAUAUCAAAGAUUCUAGAACAAUCUCUAAAUAAAUAUAGGCGUCCCUUCCUUCAGGGAUGACGCAUGAUCCAACCCUAAAAUGGCAAAUAUGAGAGCUUUCCAAUUUGUUCCAAAUCACUGCUAACCCCCAUCCCCCCUAAAAAAAGAUUAAGAGCUUCUCAUGUUUGCUAAAAAAUCUUCUUGUAUUCUGUAGUCUGACAGGACAAAAGUCAAUCUUUUUGAAAGUUGUGCAUUUCGUAUUUGUUAUAUCUGGUGCAAGCUAAUAUAAUGUGGUAGAAAAAGAAAAUUAUACUGAAAGACAAACAUGGUGCCCUGCGACAGACUGGCGACCUG
This is a messenger RNA of Fundulus heteroclitus (mummichog), 3461 nucleotides long. RefSeq names its product hepatocyte growth factor (gene hgfb). The transcript is spliced from 18 exons. The coding region runs from base 126 to 2276 and encodes 716 amino acids. Lineage: Eukaryota; Metazoa; Chordata; Actinopteri; Cyprinodontiformes; Fundulidae. Gene Ontology annotation, molecular function: serine-type endopeptidase activity; signaling receptor binding. The record is from RefSeq and is a predicted model, not a curated record. Gene Ontology annotation, biological process: positive regulation of protein phosphorylation; proteolysis; hepatocyte growth factor receptor signaling pathway.